CCGUGUGCCCAAGAGACACAGUUUUGAAUGGCUCUGUGUGUAUACUUGAACUUUUAUGCUAUGCAAAGGAGAAUGUAUUUAUCUACAAUGGCAGCUGUGUCACAGAAUGCCCACCUGGAAGUGCAAUGUUCGUCAAUCAAGUGUGCUACAAUCUCGUAAUCGACCACUGUGCCAUCAAAGUGAUACCUCCUUUGUUCUUGGUGGUGCUGGCUUUACUCGUCCUCUUGGUCUAUAAUCCUUCAAAGUCGAGGCGAAUGAAUGAACCACAGAUGCCCCUACUUGACGCCGAUAAAGAGUUGGAUAUCGAAGAGAAAAAGAAAGACGUGUUCUGCGUCAAUAUACCAGCACAAGAACCAGACACAACACAUAAAUAUCACGACCAAGGAGCAGCAGCAGGUGUCGAAGACACACUGGCAAUGGUGGAAAUACACAACGUCUCACAGAACAAGUUUGUUCAAGACAGAAGUUACAUGGACGACUCUGGUAUGGCAGAUACUGUGUCAAUGGCGUCCGCAACUACAUCGACAACGACACUCUGAUUCAACACAUGGGACUUGCCCAGAGCCGGUGAAGGUUAGCUGAUUGAAGAAAUAACAUCUUCAG
Messenger RNA from Haliotis rufescens (red abalone), 603 nucleotides. RefSeq lists its product as uncharacterized. The transcript has 2 exons. Bases 126 to 539 code for a protein of 137 amino acids. The record is from RefSeq and is a predicted model, not a curated record. NCBI's taxonomy places the organism in Eukaryota, Metazoa, Mollusca, Gastropoda, Lepetellida, Haliotidae.